AAGUCCUCGCUGUAUCGAAAAAGAUUGUGGUCAGAGUGGAAGAUCUGGUGAAGUGGACUUGUCAGGAACCGCCACAGUGGAAGCGGAGCAGUCAAAACAUUCAUGUGUCUCAGAGGUCUGAUGGGUCACAAGAUGCUAGUUAUCCACAGGAAGGAAAAAUGAAGAGCGAGGACGAGCCUCUAGAAUUACAGCAGAAGGUUAAGGUUCUCAGUUACCCCCAGUACUGUCGCUUUCGUUCCCUUCAAAGACGUGUCCCAGAUCAGGCUAGCUCUCCUAAUCUGCAGGACCCUCACCUGCUGGCUCUGGGGGGGAUAAAAGUGGCCCUCGACACCACACGAGUCCUCUACUGCCGGGAUACUUUCAACCACCCUACUCUAGACAGCAAUGCUAGCAUACUGACACAGCUUGGAUGCUCCUCUCUCAGUCUGAAGGGGCGACCUCGUAAAAGAAAGGGCAGGGAUGGCAAAGAUGCUGAUCAGCAAAACCAUAACCAUUUAUCGGAGUCAUGGAUGGAAAGGAUGAAGGAAAAUGUGAUGGGCAGUGUGGAAAUGCAUUGGGAUGGGAACUGGCUCCCACAUCCAGAGGAGCAGCUCUUCCUGGAUCAGCUGUUUUUCUUUAUGGAGCACAGAGGUUCUCCUAUAAGCAAAGUUCCCAACCUGGGAUUCAAAAAGAUUGACCUCUUCCUCAUGUAUUCAGUUGUAAAAAGGCUGGGGGGCUACGAUAGGGUGACAUCACACCGUUUGUGGAAGACUGUGUACAAUGAAUUGGGUGGAAGCCCAGGCAGCACCAGCGCUGCCACCUGCACCAGAAGGCAUUAUGAAAGGUUGAUGCUCCCUUAUGAACUGCAUGUAAGGGGAGAAAACACAGAACUUGGCAAGCCUAGAGCUACAUUUGUCUCGCCCACUACCAUCAAAAAGACUGUGCGGGGCAGAGAAAAAAAGAAUACAGAUACCAACCAGGCCUCACCACUAGAUGGCGCUGUUGUACGGAAAAGAGGGAGGCCACCUGGAAAACGCAAUGCCAAGGUUCUGUCCAAAGGCAGAGUUGGAAGGCCACCCUUGCACCCUAAACCUCCCCUAGAGAAACCAGCAAGACCCCAUCAAGAGAUUGUCCAGCCAUUGACACUUUUUCAAGAACUAAAGCUCACCAAUCAUCCUCAUGGCCAAGGUCUGUCACUUGUGUCUUCUGUACCGGUGCCUCACCAACCCGUGCUGGGGCUAGAUGUGAAAAUGGAGACUGUAGAACCUCAAGCUCCUUCCUUUCUGUCAGUUCCUUGCAAAUUGCUGGCAGGUGGUUCUUUAGAAGGAUUCAGUCCUACUAAAGGAUUAUGUCCUUUGGACCUCUUUCGAGCUCGCCUGGGUCUUAAUGGAGCGAGUACUCCUGAGGUACCUCCUCAAGAUUCUACCACACCCCAACAGACAAUUAUGGUGCAUCAGCCCAAAGUCAGUAUGCCUGAGACUCCUGAGAGUCCCCAACACCAGUGUUCAGGGUGUAGCUCGGAUACUUUGUCUCAGAACGGAGGACUCGCCUUGACUAGAGCUCCUCUACCGCCUCUUAGGAUCCUCCCACUGGACAUCGGCUGUAGUCUGCAGCUGCGUCAACUGAUGCGCACCCGUCUUGGCUCGACACAUAUGAACACCUUCACCAAGCGACUUUCUGAAGUUCUGGCUCAGGAUCUCAGCAAGACCUCCCAACCCAAUGGAAGUAUUCCUCAAGACCAAUCCCUCCCGCUGAACCUGAGCAAACGAGCCAUCACCAAGAGGUCUACAGGAGAUGUGGAACUCGCAGAACUGCAGAGUCGGGAUGAACAGUUAAUGACCAAAAGGCCAAAGAUGGAAUCUGAGGAUCUUGGAGUAUCUCUGAAGUGGAAUGGCACGUCCCUUCUGGUGCCAUUGAACCAAGACGAGCCAGCUGAUCUUAGCUCUCCCAGCAGGGCCAGAGCUUUAGUUCAGGACAGGACCAGUGUGGCUUUGACUCUUCCUGAGGCCACUUGUUUCACCUUAGUGCCCAAAUUAGAUGUCCCCCCUGAAACGCCCUCCAGUAUUGGUGCUUCCCCAGACACUCUAGCUUGUGUUUAUCACCUGAAACAAGGGGAAGACAAGACCAGCGCAAUUGCAGUGACAGUUAAGAAAGAACCAGAGGGUACAACUCUGGAUCCAGAUCUAGAACCUCAACCAAACAGUGACCUCUACUCACAGUGUGUACCUACUGAUGACAUCAAAGAAUCAGACACAGUUUCUCUCAAAUUACUUUCUAGUUCCCUCCUUUCCAAGCCAUCAAGCUGUUAGCAUGCAGACAUGGGAGCGUUACUAACGCUUGUGUACUUUAUCACUCCUUUCUGCUCUGCCUUCCCCGUGGACACGUUAGUGUUGCGUAUGAUCAAAGAGACCGGUCUGCAGAUGCGUUGCUAUCUGCUAAGUACCUCCUUUUAAAACACUACUAAACUUUGAACUGAUGCAGGUGGCCAUGGUUCUACCAAAGAUAAGGUGCCUUGAACUUGAUUAGUCUAUAUUUUAGUACUUUUAAGUCGAAACACAUGCUGUAGUUAGUGCAGCAUCAAAUGUCCAGCCAAUAAAAGACACAUGACUCAUGGA
This is a messenger RNA of Puntigrus tetrazona (Sumatra barb), 2594 nucleotides long. Its product is annotated as AT-rich interactive domain-containing protein 5B-like. Gene Ontology annotation, cellular component: nucleus. Lineage: Eukaryota; Metazoa; Chordata; Actinopteri; Cypriniformes; Cyprinidae. Gene Ontology annotation, molecular function: transcription cis-regulatory region binding. Gene Ontology annotation, biological process: regulation of transcription by RNA polymerase II. The coding region runs from base 159 to 2288 and encodes 709 amino acids. The transcript is spliced from 8 exons. The record is from RefSeq and is a predicted model, not a curated record.